AUGCCUGUGAGACGAUCGCGCCUAGGGUGUGAGGAGUGCCGACGACGUAGGAGGAAAUGCGACGAGGGGCAGCCCAUCUGCGGGCCGUGCUCGUCGUUCCGUCGACAAUGCGACUACACGCUCAAGGUUGUCUGGGGGUCCCUCAGGAGCAGCGGCAGCAGCAGCAGCAGCAGCCGACCACCGGCGGCUGAACUUGAGAGAGGACCUCACACCGCCAUCCUCCCGCGCAGCUUGCCCAACGGCAUCUCCCUACCGUCCCGCUACCAGCGCCUGCUGAGCUACUUCACCGACGACAUCCUCGCCUCCCUGUCCGUCCACCCGUCCAUACACGCAGACCUACGACGGGGCCUGGUCCCCGUCGCGCUCGAGUCGCCUCACCUGCUCUCCGCCUGCUUGGCGCUGGCCGCCGCCGGGUUCCAGUCGCGCGGCAUCCGCGCCAUUGACGGCACCGAGGUGACGCGCAUCCUCGACCACCUGCAGUCCUCGGGCCUCUCGCUGCUGCGGUCGACCCUGGGAAGUGGCCAGUCCAGCACCGCGCUGCUGGCGACGUGCCUCAUCUGGUGCCUGGCCGACGUCUUUGCCUCGAGACAGGGCACGACGUCGUGGCGGGUGCACCUCAAGGGCAUCAAGGCUCUCAUCAGCACCAAUGCGACGUAUAGGCGCUUUCAGUCGGAUGAUGCGCAGAGCGAGGUCACGGCGAUGCGGCAUCUGUAUCAGCUCUACCUCGCGCUGGAGACACUGCCGUACGUGCCUGCGCUUGAGGGCGAGGAGCAGUUCUCGCGUGAUGGGGGCGACGAGGAGCAGCAGGUGGGCGACAGUCCGGGAAUCGAUGGAUUUCUAGGCUACAGCGAGGAACUGUUACACGUACUACGGGACAUUGAUCGCAUCGCCACUCGGUGUUCCGAUCGUGGUGAGGCUGAAGAGGCAGCUGCUGAUCUCCUCCUUAAGCUCGAGCAGAUGAUCGCCCGUGAUGAGGAGACAGCGCCGCACAUUGUCAUUGGCACAACCCUCUCGCCCGAGCAGGCCAAUGAAUUCCUGCUCUGCCACAAAAUCUUCCAGCAGGCGACACUCGUCCAUCUGUACCGACGUCUCUACAAGCUGUCCUCGUCCUCAGCGCCGAUCCGCCAGGCGGUGGACAGGAUGGAGGGCAUGAUCAGCGAGAUGACGCAGGACCAGUCCUGCCACACGUGGGUAGCCAUGGCGAUGCCACUGUUCACCAUGGGCUGCGAGGCGUUUCGCCACGAACAGCAAGGGUUCGUGCUGGACAAGAUUGCCAAGUUCGAGGCGUGUCUGGGCUCGCUGCACGUCGGGAUCAUGCGCAAGGCGCUGGAGGACAUGUGGCGCAUCCGACGGGCGAUGGACGAUGUGAAUGGACGUUGCUGCGCGAGCGAGCUGCUUGAAAAGCUAGAGUACAAUAUCAUCCUCUUCUAG
This is a messenger RNA of Emericellopsis atlantica, 1431 nucleotides long. RefSeq names its product fungal-specific transcription factor domain-containing protein. Gene Ontology annotation, molecular function: zinc ion binding; transcription cis-regulatory region binding; DNA-binding transcription factor activity, RNA polymerase II-specific. Bases 1 to 1431 code for a protein of 476 amino acids. Gene Ontology annotation, biological process: positive regulation of transcription by RNA polymerase II. The record is from RefSeq and is a predicted model, not a curated record. Gene Ontology annotation, cellular component: nucleus. NCBI's taxonomy places the organism in Eukaryota, Fungi, Ascomycota, Sordariomycetes, Hypocreales, Bionectriaceae. The transcript has 3 exons.